Molecule: messenger RNA, 987 nt
Organism: Aspergillus neoniger CBS 115656
Lineage: Eukaryota; Fungi; Ascomycota; Eurotiomycetes; Eurotiales; Aspergillaceae
Product: NmrA-like family protein
Exons: 4
Coding region: 1-987 (328 amino acids)
Source: RefSeq, a predicted model, not a curated record
AUGCCCACCAAAACCCUCGUCAUAGUCGGAGUAACCGGCAACCAAGGACACUCCAUCGCCACGCGGUUCCUCCACGACCCAACCUACCAUAUAAUCGGGCUAACGCGGAACCCAACCUCCCCGACCGCCCAAUCCCUCUCAGCGCAAGGCAUCACCAUCCUCGCCGCCGAUCUCAACGACCCCAGCACACUCACCCCGGCUUUCCGCGGCGCGAACCUCAUCUUCAGCGCUGCGGAGCGGGGUAUCUCGUGCCGACGGUACGCGUACGAGGUGGAGGUGCAGCAGGGGAAGAAUAUAGCGGAUGCGGCGGCGGCUACGGUUGACUCGUUGGAUGAGAAUGGGUUUGUGGUGUCGACGUUGAGUUAUGCGGCGGAGUGUAGUCGGGGAAGAGUUGGGGAGUUGUAUCAUUUUGAUGCUAAGGCGGAGGUGUUUCCGAAUUAUGUGAGGGAGAGAUAUCCCGCGUUGGCGGGGAAGAUGUCGUGUGUGCAGACGGGGUUUUUUAUGACCAGUUAUAGGUUGGUUCCUGGGGCUUAUUUUACGAAGAAGAUGCUGGAUGAUGGGGAGGAGUUGUUUGAGAUGACUUUUACGACGGCGCCUGAUGCGAAGGUUCCGCAUUUGGAUGUGAAUGCUGAUUUGGGGAACUUUGUUUAUGCGGUUUCGAAGAUGCCCCCUGGGAAGAGUUAUAUGGCUUGUGGGUCGCAUUGUAGCUGGGCGGAGUAUAUGAGGAUUUGGGGGAGGGUUAAUUCGGUCCCGGCAAGUUAUCGACAGAUUGCUCUUGAGGAGCUGAUGAAGAAGACUCCCGAUACGGAGUUUGGGCGCGAGGUAGGUGAUAUGUUUACUUAUUCGACAGAUCCGGGGUAUGAUGGCGGUGAUAAGGAACUGCUGACUGCAGAAGACAUACGCAAUGCCGGAAUUGAGUGUCCAAUGACCAGUUUGAAGGAUUGGGUAGAGAAGGAGGAUUGGUCGGCUGUCCUGAAUAGUGACUAG